Pelobates fuscus (common spadefoot toad) is the source of this 1550-nucleotide messenger RNA. RefSeq names its product fumarylacetoacetate hydrolase domain-containing protein 2. NCBI's taxonomy places the organism in Eukaryota, Metazoa, Chordata, Amphibia, Anura, Pelobatidae. Bases 149 to 1099 code for a protein of 316 amino acids. The record is from RefSeq and is a predicted model, not a curated record. The transcript has 9 exons. Gene Ontology annotation, molecular function: catalytic activity.
UAUUGGUACGCUGACCUGCCGUUGCCCUUGUACUGUCAAGUCAAUACACACAGGCUGUAAAGCAAAACCAAAUACGUGGAACCAGGCUAUAGUUGACAUCAGUUUUUAAUGCGUUAGAAAUGUUAUAUGAUAUAUAAUUGCUGAGCUGAUGCUGGCUUCAUCUCGACGGGUCAUCCAAGCCCUUCACAUCACUCCUCAUUUGGUCGUCAGAAGGAACAUCUCUCAUCAGGGACCUCUCAAGAUGAGACUGAUCCAGUUUCAGAACUCAGGUGCCCGGAAGAUUGGGCUAGAGCUGGGAUCUGGAGGAAACAUUGUUGACUUAAAUGCCUUUGAUUAUUCACUUCCGUGUAGCAUGAAAGAGUUCCUAGAGGCUGGAGACACUGCCUUUCAGAAAGCAAAAAGGGCGCUUGAAUCUGGACAGCAUAUCCUGAAUCGGUCUCAGGUGUCAUUCCUGCCUCCCAUUACCAACCCAGAGAAGAUAAUGUGUGUUGGGAUGAACUAUGUGGAUCACUGCCUGGAGCAGAAUCUCCCCGUUCCCAAAGAACCAAUCAUAUUUAGCAAGUUCCCUAGCUCCAUUGUGGGUCCAUUUGACCCAAUAAUUCUUCCAAAAGAAAGCAAGGAAGUGGAUUGGGAGGUCGAACUCGCCUUUGUAAUUGGAAAGGAAGGGAAAGACAUAAAGGAGGAAGAUGGGAUGGAUUAUGUGGCGGGAUUUACUGUCGCACAUGAUGUUACUGACCGGGACUGGCAAAAAAGAAACGGGAAUCAGUGGUUGCUGAGUAAAACAUUUGACACCUUCUGCCCAAUUGGGCCGGCUUUAGUAACCAAGGACUCUAUUUCAGACCCACAUUGUCUUGGGAUCCGCUGCCGUGUGAAUGGAAACCUUGUGCAGGACAGUAACACAAACCAGAUGGUCUUCAAAACAGGAGCUCUGAUUGCUUGGGUCUCCAAGUUUGUCACAUUGAAGCCUGGGGACCUUUUCCUCACCGGAACUCCUCCUGGUGUUGGUGUAUUCAGAAAGCCACCCGUUUUCCUUAAAGCUGGAGAUGUGGUGGACUGUGAAAUAGAUGAGCUGGGAGUUAUCAGUAACCAGGUGCUGUGAGGAUUUGCAGGGCAUAGCAGACCGUCUCACAUCAUUCUAACACUGACAUUUAUUAGUGAAAGAAAUGAUAUUCAUGAUGAGAAAUUCAAAUUCUACUAAAAUCUACAAAUGAAGUGCAUGCACAAAAAUAAACCUCACACUAACUGUACUGUAAACAACAAAAAUUAUCAUUUUAAGUAUUGUGUUUGCAUCUUGUUUUUUUCAACGUCAGCAGUUUUGAAUAAAUGUGUCUCAAAGAUAAUGAUCUAAAUAUUGACAAGCUGUGACAAAAUGCAAAUAUAACCAUGCCAUGUGAAAUUAACCUAAAUAAUAGCUCAUCCACUCUCCUCAUAAUGUUGUUGACCUGUGAAAUCAACACUCAUAUAUGGUGUCAUCUGUAAUCUUCUUUGCGAUCUUCUACUCUUCAUAAUUUGUAAACAAAUUGUUGGAUAAAGGAAUUCAGUUUUUUGCA